This is a messenger RNA of Carassius auratus (goldfish), 657 nucleotides long. RefSeq names its product amine sulfotransferase-like. The transcript is spliced from 4 exons. NCBI's taxonomy places the organism in Eukaryota, Metazoa, Chordata, Actinopteri, Cypriniformes, Cyprinidae. Gene Ontology annotation, molecular function: sulfotransferase activity. The record is from RefSeq and is a predicted model, not a curated record. Bases 1 to 498 code for a protein of 165 amino acids.
AUGGUGUCAUAUUUCCAUUUUUCCAACAACAUGAAACACCUGGUUUCAUCUAAGACCUUCGGUUAUAUACUGGAAGAAUUCUUCACAGGAUGCAUGCUUGGUGGCUGUUGGUUUGAUCAUGUUAGAGGAUGGAUCACAAAUAAAGACAAAUACAACAUCCUGAUUCUUACUUAUGAAGAAAUGAUCAAGGACCUCAGAUCUGUUGUUGUGAAAAUCGGUGAGUUUGUGGGAAAGAGUCUGUCAGACGCAGCGAUCAAUAAAGUGGUGGAAACAGCCACGUUCAAGCACAUGAAGAAAGAUCCCUUGGCCAACUAUGAAUUCCUUCCUCAGACGAUCACAGACCAUCCGAAGGGACUUUAUUUGCGCAAAGGAACAGUUGGGGACUGGAAGAACUCUUUAACCGUGGUUCAGAAUGAAUAUUUUGACCACGUCUAUCAGGAAAGAAUGAAGGACACACCUCUUAACAUGAUCUGGGACAUCUCAGAAUUGCAGGGAUGAAAACUCAAGCCGUGAAAUCCAUUUUACAAAUUAAUAAAGAGAUAACACUAUCACGAUACUCACAAAAAAGGCAUAAUAUAUAAAUGGAUGUGUUGGCUACACGACCAUAUCAAAACUGACAACAGUCAGACAAUGAUGAGUGUAUAACUGGCCUUCUGA